AUGGACAAAUCUCAAGAAACGAGUGUGACGGAGCGAAAUGUAGCAUUGUUGGAAUGGUAUGGACGGCUUUCGGUCAGGAGAGUCGAUCUCGUGGGCGAUUAUGCUGGACAAGAGUUGUUCCUUCUCGAAGGAGAUUCGCUUUUGCUACGAUGCUUCAGCAAUGCAGACCUGGAUCUUGAUCGCGGGUUCCAGCUUCUUCACGCUGUCUACGCUGUUGAAUAUUUCUUACAGGGGUUGAUCCAGCGGAAAUGCAACUUUCACGUUGUCUUUUUCGACAACCAUAGAGAACUCUGUCUCCCACGUGGAGUCCCAGUCAUUGAUAGACCAAAGUACCUACUUGCCAGAGCUGCCAUUCAGAGACAUCUCAGUGUCAAUCUCCGACAAUCACACCCAGCUCUUGAGAUUCAUUCCUUUGCAUCAGAGCAAGACACAGCAUUUCGAGCGUACUUGAAGGCGACAGGCAUCUACUUUGUGAUGUGUCACGAUGGCGCAAAUCCAGUCCCACUAUCGACCGACCCAUCGUUACCAGGGGCAAACGAAGAAGAUCAGGCCGAGAUCGACGCCCAGGAAACGUCGCGAAAGGUUGCAUUUCGAACCAUGAUUUGUUGGCUGAUAAAUGAAAGUUACAAUGUCGCCCUUAUCAAUGGAUUGGAAUGGGCGGACACAAAGGUGAUGAGUAUGGUGGUGGAAGGUGGGCGUAAAGCGAGAUUCAACUUCGAGUACGAAGAAACUGUCCCUAGCCUGUCAAGUCCCAAUGAUCAUGGUAACAUCCCCUUCCUGGAGCAAGCCAUGGUCAAACUUGAUCUCAAAAGUCAGGGAAACGCUAUAACAGGGAUACACAAGUGCCAAUGCAAGUCUUCUCAGGCGGUCGACAUCACUCGAGCUUCCACUGAACGUGAAUUGCUGACUGUUGUCACUCUUGCUCAAAUGCUCGAGGACGACCUCGCCGUGAGAGACCUUGCGACACACUUUCUUGCCCAUACUGCUCUGAUAACAUCAUUACGUCUUUCAAACAGGCGGCAACCAAAACAGAAAUCCAAUAGUGAAGAACAAUCUCGGCUACAGUCCUUCAUCGCCAAGUUUUCGAGAGUCUCAAGCACUCUGAUUGCAAGCGGCGCUUGGUCAGAAGCCAUGGAAGCUGGAACAGUACCAUGUGAUGUUUCCGAUUUGAUCGAUGGUCGACUAUUUGAGGCUGUCACGAUGGGUGAGAGUGAAGGGGGUUCCCCUCACCAGCCGACCGCAAGCUUUGAACAUCUCGCCCGCAAUCUAUGCACAUUAUCCGGCUUUCACCUGAAAAUGCCUACGAGCUUGCAAAAAAUUACCUCACAUGCUAACGAGAUCAAUGGCUCGAGCUCGGAUGCUCUUGCAAUCUUGCCGUUCUCUAACCCGGUUUUCGAUAAGCAUCUAACAUCGAUAAACCUUCGUGUCGCACCGCUCAAGUCGUCCGACCGGCAGUCCGGGCGAAUUUUCCAAGAAGUAUCGCAUUGGCAUAAUGCGAAGAGACGUCUUGAUCCAAAGCAGGGUCAGCAAACACCUGCAUCCGCAAAGGAUAAGGCCCGUAGUCUCAAGCGGGAUCAGCGUUUCAUGGCCGAAAUGCAAUCCUACGCUGCCAGUCUGACAAACGCUGCUGGAAAGGCUUUGGAGCCAGAGAUAGUCACGGUGUCGGAUUCUAAGGGUGUCAAGGCUCAAGUUGCCAAAGAACAUGACAGUACAGGAGCAGCCAACAAGAAAUCCUUGGGGGCUAAAGCCACUGCAAACCGCAAAGGUGCUAGUAAGAAGGCCAUGAUGAACGAUAUUGCCGCGAGCAAAGCGGUGAAAGAUAGCGAGACCGAGGACAAGUUGUUCGCGGCGUGGAGAACCGUGAGGAACAACCUGGAGUCUGAGCGCAGUCUCCAGUCAAAGUACCACAAAAUAAAGGCCUAUCUGCGGGACCUCUCUGAUCAAAAACGUAAAAUCCUCGAAGCUGAAGUGCAAUUCCAUCUCUUAGUGAUCUUAUUCGAGAUAUAUCGAACCCUACACAAGAGUGCAGAUGCGCAAACCACAUUUUCGUCGUCAAAAGAAGAGCUCUUUGGAGUGAUCUCGCUGUUAUGGGAUACUUCUCGCAGGAUCGCCACGCUUGACAACCUGACGAUCACUAUUGCAGAAAGCCUCAAAGGGAUCAUCAACGCUCUCAACUUGCCAGAUCCGGGGGUGCCCACCGUGAAGAUCGACCGAAAGCUGGCUUUUGAUCCGGGGCUUCUGAUGCCUAAAGGAAACGAACUCGCGAUAGACUUGGAAGGCCAAGACUUUCAGCUCCUGCAUUGUGGUCCAUACAUGGACCGAAACCUUGAUUCAGCACCAGACUCGAGAGUGCCAUUCCACCCAGAUGGCUGGCAACGACGGGUUCUGGACGACUUGGAUGCGCAGAAGAGUGUCUUUGUGGUCGCUCCUACAAGUGCCGGAAAAACGUUUAUCUCUUUCUAUGCAAUGGAGAAGAUUUUGAGGGGCAAUGAUGAAAAUGUACUGGUAUAUGUCGCCCCUACCAAAGCACUUGUCAACCAGAUUGCUGCCGAGAUACAAGCACGCUUCAAGAAGAGCUAUAAGCAUGCCGGAAAAUCAGUCUGGGCAAUCCAUACACGGGAUUACCGAAUCAACAAUCCGUCGGGUUGUCAAAUUCUCGUGACGGUACCACACAUUUUGCAGAUAAUGCUACUCGCUCCAAGUAAUGCCAAAUCAUGGUCACCCAGGGUAAAAUACAUCAUUCUCGACGAGAUACACUCGAUUGGCCAAGCAGAAGACGGCGUUGUUUGGGAGCAGUUGCUGCUCUUGGCACCAUGCCCCAUCAUUGCUCUCUCCGCUACAGUGGGCAACCCGGAGGACUUCAAUUCCUGGCUUACCGCGACUCAGCGAUCGUCAGGUUUCGAAAUGUCCAUGAUCACCCAUCAACACCGAUAUUCAGAUCUACGGAAAUUCAUGUUCAGUCCUCCAAAGCGGUUCGCGUUCCGUGGAUUGGCAGACCGCCCCUCAUUUGCAACAUUGGGUCUUGACGGCCUACAAGGUCUGGCAUACAUUCAUCCUGUUGCGAGCUUGAUCAACAAGUCGCGGGGCAUACCCGACGAUCUAAGCCUCGAAGCUCGCGACUGUCUGUCGUUGUUCCAAUCCAUGUCUCGGCACCAGACGAAAGAAUUCCCUAUCGAUCCGGCUUUGAACCCUUCACAUAAGGGGUCACCUAAAAUCAUCAGGAAAGCAGAUGUUAUUGAGUGGGAGGCUUCUCUCAAGAAUCUACUCAAGGUGUGGAUGGCGAAUGAUCAAUCGCCUUUCGACAAGGUGCUUGAGGAUCUCGGCCGCGCAAUGGAUGUUACUAGCACCAUUGAGAAGCAGUCGUUGAAGGGUACUGUACCUAGUGAGUUGGAAAAAGACAUGGUGGCAGUUAAUCCAGAAGAUUUGUAUGCCACCACUUUACCUCUUCUCUGCAAGCUCCAUGAGAGGGAUGCACUUCCAGCGAUCUUCUUCAAUUACGACAGACAUAGAUGCGAGGGCAUUUGCCAGGCCGUCAUACAGCAAUUAAUAGAAGCAGAGGUACGCUGGAAGGAAUCAAGUCCCGUGUGGAAAACUAAACUCAGCGGCUUUGAAAGGUGGAAAUCCGAACAAGCAAAGAUGGCUGGCAAAAGACCGGCAAAGAAAGUUCCGUCAAGAAAAGGAAAGGGAGAUGGCGAUGAUGAUGAUCCAUCAUCAAAGAUGGACAAAAUCCAAGACGCCGCCAGCGAUGAAGCGAAUCCGUAUGCCAACUUCGAUCCUGAUGCGCCAGUUGAUGGCUUUCACUUCGCAGCGAGACAGAAAGCUGAGGCCUCAGAAUUGAACAUGUAUUAUGGUCAGAUGAAAUGGAGAGGUUUGCCUUCUUGGCUGACGGACGGAUUGCAGAGAGGCAUUGGUGUCCAUCAUGCUGGUAUGAAUCGCAAGUAUCGUCAAGUCGUCGAAAUGCUAUUCCGCAAAGGAUAUCUACGAGUUGUUAUAGCCACCGGAACGCUGGCACUUGGAAUCAACAUGCCCUGUGCCACGGUCGUGUUUUCAGGAGAUAGCAUCUUUCUGACGGCAUUGAAUUAUCGACAGGCUGCUGGACGUGCAGGGCGUCGGGGAUUUGACCUGCUUGGAAAUGUUGUCUUCCAGAACAUAAGCCAAGGCAAGAUAUGUCGCCUUUUAAGCUCUAGGCUGCCGGACCUCAACGGCCACUUUCCCAUCACAACGACGCUGGUUCUACGACUGUUCUCUCUGCUCCAUGACUCCGACGACUCUCAAUACGCGGUGAAGGCCAUUAACUCGCUCCUUUCACAACCGCGGCUCUAUCUCGAUGGGCCGGCUUUCAAAGACCAAGUACUCCAUCAUCUCAGAUUCUCGAUUGAGUACCUUCGAAGACAGGAUCUUCUCAGCUCCCAAGGAGCCCCAAUCAAUUUCGCAGGCCUGACCUCACACCUCUACUUUACCGAAAACUCGAGCUUCGCUUUGAACGCUCUCAUCAAGGGUGCGUAUUUUCACGAGCUGUGCUCUGAGAUAAACACCAAGGAGUCUCACGUUGUUCGCAUAUUGAUGGUCGUAAUGGCUCAUCUCUUCGGUCGACGUCCAUGUCGAGAGGCUGAUGAAGAGUACAUCGAGAACAUUGUGAAACGAUCUCCAUCUAUCGUCUUUUUACCACCCUUGCCUGCACAAGCUGCUCAUAUCCUUCGCGCGCACAACGAAGAUACUUUGCAGGUCUUUACGACAUACGUUAGGACAUUCGUAGAUCAGUACGUCAAAGACGAUGACCGCAAGCUGCCACUGACGGGCAUCGAGGCUGGAGGCGCCAACGACAAUGUCAUUUUCUAUGGCUCCCUGCCUCCCACCAAAGUCAGGUCGGCUUUCGUUGCUCUGUCUGGCCACGGCGACAAGUUUGAGAGCAUUUCAGAUCUCUGCCGUACGACCAGAAGCGGUGUGUUUUUGGAGGAAGCGGUUAUACCGCAUCUGGAUGUCUAUCCGGACGAGUCCAAGACCCCUCUCAAUGCAUACCUGUAUGAUUUCUUCAUGCACGGUGAUCUCGACGCGUUGGAAAAGGCAAACGGCGUUAAGAAAUCGGACGUAUGGUUCCUUCUUAACGACUUCUCUCUCGUACUCGCCACCAUCUGCGCCUCACUAGCCAAUUUUCUCAAGCUUCCUGAGUCCGAUUUGAGUCUCCUCGACGUAAUCGGAGAAGGCGACGAGAACAAUAACCUGGAGGAUGAUAAAUUUGGCGGGGACUCCACGACAGAUACUGAGAGCACCACAGGCUCAACAGCAACCACUGACACAGGGAGAACAUCCGUCACUACUGCUUCCUCGUCGAGCAGCAAGCCAAAGCCCAAAACGAAAGUGGCUGAUGCAUGGGAUGAUUCAGAUGCCGACGAGGCAAGCGAGCCGGAGGGAACGAAUGUGGCUUUAGACAAUGACCCAAGCAAAGAAGAAUUGGAAAAGGGUUUCCUCAACGUCUACAAAGCCAUGACGAAGUUACGAAGUGAAUUUGACACGAAGUUCCGAAAGAUUUUCGCAUGA
This is a messenger RNA of Letharia lupina, 5538 nucleotides long. RefSeq lists its product as uncharacterized. Gene Ontology annotation, cellular component: cytoplasm. The transcript has 8 exons. The record is from RefSeq and is a predicted model, not a curated record. Gene Ontology annotation, molecular function: ATP binding; nucleic acid binding. NCBI's taxonomy places the organism in Eukaryota, Fungi, Ascomycota, Lecanoromycetes, Lecanorales, Parmeliaceae. The coding region runs from base 1 to 5538 and encodes 1845 amino acids.